Misgurnus anguillicaudatus (oriental weatherfish) is the source of this 1689-nucleotide messenger RNA. Lineage: Eukaryota; Metazoa; Chordata; Actinopteri; Cypriniformes; Cobitidae. The record is from RefSeq and is a predicted model, not a curated record.
UGAGUCGGUGUACCGUAGCUACCCACCCACGCAACAGAGACAGAACGUGCCAUUUUGAACUGGGGGGAGAAGUGUAAAACUAAUUGUCAAAAGUCUGCUCUAAAAUGUAUGAACUUGUAUGAUUUAUAUGUUCUUGAAGAGUUCAGCGACUUUAAUUUUAAAUUAAUCCGUAUAUUGCAACGUAACGUUACUUGUUUUUAAGCACAUUGUGGGUCGUGAAGUUAGUCAAUGUCCCCUUUUCACAGAUGGUAGAGUACAGACGUUCAAACCUUCGCGGUAAAAUCAUUUGUGGCGUGUUUUGAUACUGACGUUUGUUGUUGUUUUCUUUAAUGAAGAAAAUAAGUUAAUGUCUGAGGUUUGUUUGUGUUUAAAUCAACGCGGAGAUGAGUCGAAUGACAAAAACACUGAAAGCAGUUCAGCAGGAGCUGAAGAGCACGAAGAAGAAAAGUGAUGAUGUUGUGGAGUCUCCUCAAGGGCUGGACAUUUCAUCCAUAGAAAAAGCCAGUUUCUUUCAGGGAGAUCAUUAUUCUUCACAUGGUAAUCCCCUCCACAGCACUGCUCUGGAAGAAGGUCUCAGUCCUGGAGCCGAACAGAACCAAAGAUCUGCUCCAGAAAAGACGGGCCGACAGCAGACUGGGAAGACUGCUCCUGGUGUGCCUGACGCCCCGAAGACAGAUGGUAACCAGAAUAAAAAUAAAUCCAAACCUGUUUCUAAGGCACUGAAGAACAUUGAAGCAUCCAAGGAGAACCAGGAAACAUCUCAGCCAAGAAAUCAAAGACCAACAUCUACAGGAAGUGGAGUUAAUGGUGGGCUCCUUCCAACCAUAUCAGAGCACAGAGAGAAUUCAGGAGCAUCGCUGAUCACAGUGUCAAAGAAAGGUCAGAGGUCAGCCAAAGGCACAUCUGAGAGACAGCAGAAGUCGUCUUCAUCCUCAGAGGAGCUAACAGAUGAAGAUGAGAGCUUUCAUCCAAACAAGGAGAAAUCUAAAAGAAAAGGGUUGUCGUCAUCCAGCCGACGACAGGGUGGACACAAACAGAAAAGAAAAUCUUCAUCCGAGUCCUCGGAAAAAGCAGGUCCUUCUAAAAGACCCAGAAAUCCAUCUGACCUUGAUGUGGUGCUCGAUGCUUUCCAGGAAUUUGUCAACCAGUACAAGCAGACUGUGAAUGACACGGUGAAACGUAGUAUUGAUGCGUUCAGCCGCACGUUUGACGAGCAGCUCUCAGAGAUUAUCACCGAAUCGAGAGAACUCAAGAAUUUAAAGAGAGAAAACGCCAAGCUCAAUAGCACCAUUAACCAGAAGAGGACCAGAUUUUUGGAAGCCAGUAAUGACUUGAUCAAAGAAAAGAUGAAGCUGACAGCACUUCAGAAAGAUCAUGAUGAGUUGCAACAGAGAUGUAAAGCUCUGAAAGAAGGAACUUCCUUACUCACCAACCUGCAGGAACUCAACAAGAGAUACCUGGACCACCGCAACGCUCAUCCGGACGAGGUGGAAACGUAUGGCCCAUCCUGCAUGCCUGCCAUGUUGCUUGAAACCAGAUGCAUCAUGGGAACUGAACAACAGCUAAAAACUGUCAACGAUCAGCUGCAGCAAGUCAUAGAUGAGAGCGAGGAUUAAAUAUCAACAUUGAAUUAUUGGACUUGAUUAUUUGUAUAUGAUAUGGGAAUUAAAAUAUCUAUAUUUACAUUUA